This is a messenger RNA of Gadus chalcogrammus (walleye pollock), 2215 nucleotides long. Its product is annotated as homeobox protein Hox-B3a-like. Gene Ontology annotation, biological process: regulation of transcription by RNA polymerase II. The coding region runs from base 47 to 961 and encodes 304 amino acids. Gene Ontology annotation, molecular function: RNA polymerase II cis-regulatory region sequence-specific DNA binding; DNA-binding transcription factor activity, RNA polymerase II-specific. NCBI's taxonomy places the organism in Eukaryota, Metazoa, Chordata, Actinopteri, Gadiformes, Gadidae. Gene Ontology annotation, cellular component: nucleus. The record is from RefSeq and is a predicted model, not a curated record. The transcript is spliced from 2 exons.
GGAAACCCAUGUUCAGUCGGGGGGUCACUGCCCUGGUACACGUCUCAUGGAAAUGCAGAACGCUGCCUACAACAACAGCGUCCAGCUCAACCUGUGCCGGUUCCAGGAGGCUGGGGAUCGUGUCCGUGGAAGUCCACAGCCUCCACCGGGACCCAGGUACCAGACGCUGGUGCACGCUCGGGCCAACAGUCAAAGCACACUGAGAUCAUGUGGCAACAAAUCACAUCUGCUUCAUCGAAGAGCAAAUCAGCAGAACACUAUCUCCAAAAAGAUCUUCCCCUGGAUGAAAGAGUCCAGGCCAUCAACCCCGAAUCUCAAUAAAAUAAACGCAGACAGCUCUGAGGACGACAAACGUCUAAACUCGACCGCUGCUUCCAAGAGGGCGCGUACCGCGUACACGAGCGCGCAGCUAGUGGAGCUGGAGAAGGAGUUCCACUUCAGCCGUUACCUGUGCCGCGCGCGGCGCCUGGAGAUGGCCGGUUUGCUAAAUCUCCAAGAGAGACAAAUCAAGAUAUGGUUUCAAAACAGGAGGAUGAAGCAAAAAAGGGAUGACAAAUUCCGAGGCAUUGAAGGCCCUCCGUCCCCGGGCAGCCCUUCCACUCUGUCCACUUUAGGCUAUGUCCAUCUGGGCAGUGAAUACGAGACCGCAUCCCCCCCACUGAAGUCACAACAACAGCAGCAGCGAAACCAAGCGCACACUUUGUCCACCGAGAUCCCAAACUUGUCCAAAACACAGUUAUUAGUGCAGCAUGGAUAUUCGAUUGCGGACUGUAAUUCGCUAGGUCUGCAGAAUAAUUUCACUAACGACUCCAAGUUUGAUUUACACUAUGGUGCAAUGUGCAACACGCCAAAAACAUCACUCCCAGAUCAAGGAGUAAAUGACCCGAACGCGUCGUUUUUCUCAGAGAGUCACAAUUCGCAGCAGAGAAUCCUGCAGGCUCCCAAACUGUCCCAUCUGUAGUGGGAUAGAUGUGGAAUAAUUAGGCCUAGUCGUUACCUUGACCCAGCUUUGCUUUUUAAAUCAUUCCACGAGGCUAAUUAAUUGUGAUAAAAUCCUCAUUCAACGUCUUAAAAAAGGGGACAACAUUGAUAGCCUAGACUAAUGUUGAAUGGGUAGCCGUUGUCGGCCUAAUUCAGGGAAUUGUCCUGCUCAAGUGUAACGAGUUGGAGGGACCUGGUGGAAAACAUUUCCAGAGGUCGAGUUUUUAUUUGCCCAUGUGCAGCUAUAGCAAGCAAUUUAAUAUGAUUUAUUACCAUAUGUAUUUAUGGAUUUUAUUGUUCAAUGCCUCUAAUUUGGUGUCAUUAUUUUUUUUUUAUUAGAACUAGGCCUAUUUAAAACAAUCGCUCGUUUAUAGGGAAUUUGCUAAAGUGUGCACCUUAAUUGCUUUAAAUAAUGUGUUUAACCAAGGAUUUCACAGUACUUUAUAGGCUAUACCUAUUCAAUUAUAGCUCCAAUAACGCGUGCGGAUGAGCAGCAGUCCGGGCAUACUGAGAUGGAAACGCCAUAUAUUAUUUGGCAUAGGCCUAUGUAGCCGGUGAACUCGUUAAUGCUGUCCGUCGAUGUUUACUAGGUCAUAUAAACGUAAUUUAGACUUCUCUCCUGGACCCCAACACGCCAUGCUCUUGAAUGUUUCUUUGUUCUUGUAUGGGCAUAUUGGGUAGCAGGGCAUGUCAAUCUCACACAACAGCAAAUGAUGGAUCACUGAAUUAAUUGAGCAGCGAGAAGAGUAUUUCAAUUAGGCCUCCGUGUUGGCCAAUGUGUUGAAAAGGCUUCAGAAUUAGACUGCAGAAAAUAGUUACCACUAGUAGGGCUUCCGUAUUUUCGAUACAUCUUUAGAUAGAUACAAUUGCCUAGGCUACGGGUUUGUUUUUAUACGAGGUCUAAGCCGCAGGAAACACACUGUCGGUAUAAAAAAGAGGCUUCAUAUUUUGGUUCAAAUAAUAAUUAUAGCCUUUAAGAAAAAGUAGAUAUAGAUCUUAAAUGUCUUCAGUAGGCCAUAGCCUUUACCCUUCUGUAUAACUGGAAACUUUAAUUAAAUUACUUAGGCCUAUGCCUACCCCACAUUAGACUUUGUUCACCUCCUUGCUGAUAUUUAUAUUAGUUGUGUUUCCAUCUACAAAUGAAACCCUGUAGCCUGAAAAAUUUGUUUGAUGUUUAUAUUCUUAUCAGAUGGAGGGAGGCCUCUGAUUGAAGCGUUUGUCAUGUAAAUGCUAG